GACAUAGUGCGCGUAGUACUCUCGCGUUUUGAUGAGCGCAGCCAAAGGCGGACAGGAUAUAGAGUUUCGUUUGUCAACGGUCGUCGCGUUUAGACAUCCAAGACGCUUAAAAUUGUCACUCAAAACAGGCUGAUUGAUCCCGUCUCCGAAAGGCGUUUGAAAUCGGACACCGCUGGCGUUGAGGGCCUCACUCCGCGCGCGGAGUGAUAUGUUGUUGCGUCUGACAAUGUGGACGGAGGAGGUGAAGAUGUCUACGAGAAGAAUGAAAUCGUCUCCUCACUUGUAACAGUGAAAAAAAGAAGCAAGACGCGAGAUUAAGCGAGUAGAAUAGAUUUGUUUGCACACACACUCGACACACUGGAGCAAAACACGAGGAGGCAGCCACUUGAAGAGCGAGCUUCCCGGGACAAAGAAGGGGGAAAAGACGUUCCACGGCGCUCCAAUGCGUCUGGUGCGCUGAGCUCGAAAUUCUCCUCAACUUUUAUGUUUUUCCCCCCCUUCGCCGCUGUCCGCUAUUUCUUCGCCGCUCUUGGAUAGCCGACACCCGUGGAGGAGAGGGUUUGUUAGAGACGGAAGGUUAUGACCGAGCAGCAGCAAAGAAUGGCUGCAGUGGGAACUGACAAGGAACUCAGCGACCUCCUGGAUUUCAGCGCGAUGUUCGCGCCUCCCGUAGCGAACGGCAAGAACAGAACAAUGACCCUUGCCAGCAGCCAGUUCAGCGGCUCAGCACUAGAUGAGCGCAGCAGCUCUGGUUCCUGGGGUUCGGCGGAACAGAACAGCCCUUCUUUCAGCCAGGGACGGGGCUAUGGAGAAGGAUCCCACUACAGUGAACAUGAAGGCUUGGCCUCUCCUUUCAUAAGUUCGGGGAUUGCAGGUAAAAACGAGCGGCCAUCGUACUCUCCCUUUGCAAACCAGCCUGGUUUCCUUCCAAGUGAAAUUGCAAUGCCCAGCCCAGAUGCCAUGUCUCCCUCUGGGCUGAAGUCAGGAUCCCAGUUUUACCAAUCCUACCCGAACAAUCCGCGGAGGAGGCCGCCUGAUGGGGGCUUGGACUCCCAGCCAAAGAAGAUUCGGAAACCCCCUGGCCUUCCUUCCUCGGUGUAUGCUUCCACCUCUGGUGACGAAUAUGCCAGAGACAAUGGAGGUUAUCCUGGCGGUAAGCCCGGCACUGUCUACCCGGGCUCUUUCUACAUGCAAGAAGACCCUUGGUCAUCCACCGGGUACUCCGCCAUGCUGGGUAACUCCCCUCACAUUGGACCACCAGGUUCCUUCUCAUCACUCAACCCGCAAGACAGGAUGAACUAUCCACUGCAUGGCAGCGAAGUCAACGGCUUCCACGCCGCCCCCACCACCUACAACCACACGCCCGCCAUCAACGGAGAUGCCAUCAUGGCAGGCAACAGAGCCACCACAGUCCAAGUCGCCAGUUCUGGAGACGAAAUCGGCAAGGCUCUCGCCUCAAUUUAUCCGUCGGACCACAACAGUAAUAACUUCUCCUCAGCUCCAUCUACUCCAGGGUCUCCUCAGGCUAUUACAGGAGCUCAGUCUCAGUGGCAAAGACCAACCACACCCAGUUUUGAAGGGCAACCACAUCCACUGCGGAGUAAAAUGGAGGACCGUUUGGAGGAGGCCAUCCAUGUGCUGCGGAACCAUGCUGUGGGCCAGGGCCCCGGCUUAGAUGGUGCCCACCCCGACAUGCACAGCCUUCUGUCUGCAGUACACAACGGGGGCCUUGGAUCCCUCUCUCCAGCUUUCCCCAAUGCUAGCCUCGCUCUUAGCAACAGACAUCCUGCUAUGGGAGGGAAACAUGAGGAGGCCACUGGCCUUCCGCCCAGCAGCACACUUCUGCACGGUCAUCACGCGUCCGGGUCCACGCCGUCAGUUGGCCAGCCAGAAGGCUUCUCCACUCUUCCUGGCGGGAUGACGCGCUCCACACACUCCUCCAGCAGUUCGGACAUCAAAAGAGAAGACAAAGAGGAUGAUGAAAACUCGUCCAACGGAGACAAAUCCGACGACGAAAAGAAGGAUUCCAAAGCAGCACGCAGUCGAACAAGAAAGGAGGCGUUGACCCUCCAGAUGCUCUCUAGCCUUUCAGACCCGAAAGAUGACGCCUUCACCGUGCCAUCUCCUUCCAGUCAGGACAAUGAAGACGAUGAGGACCUCCCACCCGAGGUGAAGAUGGAGCGUGAGCGGGAACGGAGAGUGGCCAACAACGCCCGUGAGCGCCUGCGAGUACGGGACAUCAACGAGGCAUUCAAGGAGCUCGGGAGGAUGUGCCAACUGCAUCUCAGCCACGACAAACCUCAGACCAAACUUCUUAUCCUGCACCAAGCCGUCAACGUCAUACUCAAUUUAGAACAACAAGUCAGAGAGCGUAACCUUAACCCUAAGGCAGCGUGUUUAAAGCGUCGCGAGGAGGAAAAGGUGUCCGGGGUGGUGGGUGAAGCGCCCAUGCAGCUCUCAGGAGGCCACCCAAGUAUUGGAGGAGAUGGCCACAAUCCAGUUGGUCACAUGUAACACCAGAUGCCGUGGUGUUUCCUUGGCUCUCAGAGGUUGUGGCCUUAACAGAUUUCUUCCACCUGUUAAGUGUGUGUGCGCGCAUAUGUGGACACGUCUGUGUAUUGUCCGUUCAAGUUUCAAGACACGCUCACACAAUUACACACACACAUUCAAACUGCCAAAAUGGACACAGCCUUUUUGUCGCACUCCCAACCAUGGCUACAAGCUCAAAUGUGAAGAACUUAUUUUUCUUUUUUACUUUAUAUAUAUAUAUAUAUAUAUAUAUAUAUAUGUAUAUGUGUGUGUGUGUAUAUAUAUAUGUAUAUGUAUAUAUAUGUAUAUAUGUAUAUGUGUAUAUAUAUGUAUG
Phycodurus eques (leafy seadragon) is the source of this 2863-nucleotide messenger RNA. It is a transcript of the gene tcf3b, whose product is annotated as transcription factor 3b. The record is from RefSeq and is a predicted model, not a curated record. The transcript has 21 exons. NCBI's taxonomy places the organism in Eukaryota, Metazoa, Chordata, Actinopteri, Syngnathiformes, Syngnathidae. The coding region runs from base 580 to 2514 and encodes 644 amino acids. Gene Ontology annotation, cellular component: transcription regulator complex. Gene Ontology annotation, biological process: regulation of transcription by RNA polymerase II. Gene Ontology annotation, molecular function: RNA polymerase II cis-regulatory region sequence-specific DNA binding; DNA-binding transcription factor activity, RNA polymerase II-specific; protein dimerization activity.